ACUGUUUUAUUUUACUAUUUUCAUAUUGUAAAACAUGUCGUGAGAAUAAAUAAUGGCUGUUGUUCGUAUGCGUAAAAAUUCCUUGCCUACCGCUCGGCAGUGGCUUGGAGAUGGCAGUGAAGACCAUUCUAGAGUAAUGCUGCGAAGGUAUUUCUAUCAGCACAAAAUUUGUUAUGCUUGUUGUGGAUUUUAUGGUCCUAAUUUUGAACAACCUCUUUGUGUCACUUGUCAUGCCUUUUUAUAUCCUGGUGAUGUAAAUAUUCCUGAUGGUUGCGUGGUUUAUCAAGAGAAAAGUGAUUCUGAGGACUCUGGGAAUGAAGAACCUUCUGAUUUCUCUGAAUUAGAGCAAAGACAAGAAAGGCCACCAAGAAUAUUGCGACAGCCUAAGUUGGAUAAACUAUCAGAAUGUAUUACUGCUCUCAUUUGCCCGAAGAGGAAAGAGGUUUUCGAGGAAGGCCUAAUGGAAAAUCUUCCGAAUGAAGUUCUUACAGUUAUAUUUUCUUAUUUGGAUGAUUUUUCAUUAUGGAAUUGCUCUCAAGUUUGCAAACGUUGGUGUAAUGUUGUAGAAGCUAACAAUCCUGAUGAAAAAUGGAGGCAAUACACACAAAAUCGGUGGCAGCUUUUCAAACCUUCUUUUCUUGUUCCUUGUUGGAGGAUUAUGUAUUCUAAAUUAGCUCUAAGUGCACCAUGCAUCCUGUGUCUACAUCAAAUGACUGAACAGGUUGAGCCAAAUGUUGUUUAUAGUUCAUGGAGAACUACUAGGUUACGAAAUGAAUUAAAAUCAUUGCAUUCUGAUCCCCCUGAGGGUAUUGAAGCAGCACCAUUGGAUGAAAUGUGCUUCCAUUGGCAGGCAUCAAUUGAAGGUCCUGCAGAUAGUCCUUAUGAAGGAGGAACAUUUUUCUUGUAUUUACAAAUUCCAUCAAGUUAUCCUAUGAAACCACCUAUUGUUCGUUUUAUUACCAAGAUAUUUCAUCCCAAUGUAAGUCGACAUGGUGACAUAGGGAUUGACUCUAUCCAUGACAAUUGGAGCCUUAUUUUAACAAUCUCAAAGAUACUUAUAAGUAUCCAGUCACUAUUAACAGAUCCUUAUUGUCAUGUUUGCAUGGAGCCCGAAAUUGGACGCCUAUAUCAGGAAAACAGAGCUGCUUUUGAUGGCAUUGCUAGACUUUGGACUCUUCGCUUUGCAAUGCUGAAUAAAAGGCCACCAAUUUUAGACAAACCUUCAUUUCUUUCUCAAGAAAAUGCUCUUAAUCCUAACUUGUGACGCUGAUUAGGAAGUCAUUUUUGAAGUAUAAUCUUUUGUAAGAUAAAAUAUCUGUAAAUUUGUUACAUAAUUUCACGUAUUUGAAAAAUUGCCAAUAAAGUGUGUGAGUUGUGUUGUGCUGUGUAUAAUAAGAUUCCAGUGAAAAAUGUGCACUAUACACUCAUGCCAUGUAUUUUUUUCCCAUUCCUACAAUGAAUUAUUUACUGUAAAUAUAGGAGUGUUUUCCUUGAUCAGAUUUAUUGGAAAAUGUGAAGAGGAUGGAUGAAGGUACUGUGCUUAAUCAAAUUAAAAGUGAAUAGCAUUGAAGACUGAAAAGCCAUGUUAAAGAAAAUCACCUUGCAUUAGAGGCUGAUUAUAAUGUUCUCAGAAAUUUUAUCAUUGUGAUGAAAUCAUCAUCAUGAGGAUCUUCUUCAUAAUUUAAUUCACUUUUUUUCAUUGAGGUAUUUUCCAUUGGCUUGUUAAAGAAAAUAAAUAAAAAAUCCUGGAAGGAUUUAGUGUUUAAUGGAAAUUAUCAUGAAAUUAUUUUUUAAAAUUCAUUUACUCAGUGUUUUUAUUUAAUUAAUUUAAAAUAUUAUUUGUAACAAUUUCUAGUGAUUCUUUAUCUUAUAUAAUAAUUUUUGUCAUCAAUUCAAAUAGAUCUUUUACAAAUAUUCAGUAUCACAUAUUUAAAAAUAUGAUGCAAUUAUAAAUAAUGAAAUACGAAUUUUCUUUAUCAGUUUCUUACUUCUUUUUUGGAAAA
Molecule: messenger RNA, 2003 nt
Organism: Argiope bruennichi
Lineage: Eukaryota; Metazoa; Arthropoda; Arachnida; Araneae; Araneidae
Exons: 8
Coding region: 53-1264 (403 amino acids)
Molecular function (GO): protein binding
Source: RefSeq, a predicted model, not a curated record